This is a messenger RNA of Trametes versicolor FP-101664 SS1, 2090 nucleotides long. RefSeq lists its product as uncharacterized. The transcript is spliced from 2 exons. Bases 1 to 2040 code for a protein of 679 amino acids. Lineage: Eukaryota; Fungi; Basidiomycota; Agaricomycetes; Polyporales; Polyporaceae. The record is from RefSeq and is a predicted model, not a curated record.
AUGGAAGUUUCAUCUUCCGCAAGUUCAUCGUUUGAGUCGGACACUCCACCACUCUGUGAACUGAUUGACCGCAUGCAUGCAAGCCUCAUCUCAUUACCGGAGGAACUAUGUGCUGCCUCACGCCCGUCAUCCCCGACAUCAGAAGCGCGUACGGCAGCGUGGAAGAGCGAAGUCGCACACGCCGUGCAAGUCGCGGCAGGGGACACGACGCACCCCAAGUGGGGUUACGUAUCGCGGAUCACCAAACUAGCAUGCACGAGUCGUGGCUAUAUCGGCAUAGCGCCCGGGAUCAGGAUUGGAGACGGGAGGAAGGUCGAUGUCGGCCAGAAGUUCGAAUGGGCUUUGCCAGAGGCGGAGAAGGACUGGACACGCUGCGAGAAGAGGUGGGAGGCGGCUGCCGAUGCGGAGAAGAUGAAAGCGAAGACCAAACCCACGUCCAAGGCGACUCGCACCUCGAAGUACUGGGCGGAGCCUGUGCGGGACCAGCCAGAGGCAUCGUCGUCUCGGUCAGCCAUCGCCCCUGCGCCCAGGAAAGUGGACAUCGUCCGAGAGAAGGUCGAAAGGUGGCAAGCUACAGUGGCUACAGUGCCCGAAGACCCGCCGGCCUCGCAGAUGACAAUCGACCUCUCUCAGUCUUCGAAGACCGAUAAGACGAAGGGAAAAGCGAAAGCGAAUGAGGCGCAUACGCCCAGUGAGAAAGUGCAAGGGUCGCUAGGAUUUCCGGUUGUGAAACGUUCGAGCGUCAUAGAUGCGAAAGGAGGCCGCGGCGCGGCUUCCAAACCCAAAGCUACACCACCAGCGCGUCCUCCAACACCUCCAAAUCACAGCCACAUGCCGCUAGGGGCCUCGAGACCGCUAUCUUCGCCCGACGGCCAAAAACUACCGGUAGACCAACAACAUCAGGAUGUUCCUCAUAUUGCGGAAAUGUCAGAGCUUUCCUUCUUUCCCCCGUCCUUCCCAUCGCAGUUGAAGACCUCGACGCCUCCCCUGAAUACCAAGCGCCGAAAGCCCGCGCCCAUUGCGCCUUGCUCGCCUCCACCAUCUUCCCCUCAAUCGUUUGCAUCUUCGAAAUCAUUCGACCCAUCUCGCCCGCAGCGCCGAGAGCAUCGAUUGACAUCCUCGAGCGCCCCCGCUACUUCGCCAGCGCAGAGACCAUUGAAGCGUGCACGAACUCCAAACUCAACUGUCGAUGACCGCAUGGAGGUCUCACAGGCGUCACCGCUCGCUAAGGCCCCGCCCCCGAAGAAAGCGCGCACUGCGCCGGUUUUGGAUCAGGAACCACCGAUUUCGAGCGGUCCGCAGUCUGUACCGCCCUCUACGCCCCCGCCCACCACUUCUCCAUCCAGGGCCCCUGUAACUCCCGUCUCAAGGGCGAAAGGGCUGGGUAACGCGAAGGGUCUUCCAGUGCCGACUACCCCAGAUAGUCACCCGCUGCCCACCCUGACUGAGCUCCUGGCGUCGUCCCGCCGCUCGAAACCGCGCCCACGGCCGCCUUCGCGCAAACACACCCCGCAGAGCCACACAGGCUCCCAAGCUAAGCCACCCGCGCAGGCGCAGCACGACGCCGAGUCCGAGUCCGAGCUGCCCGUGGUGGCUGAGGAUGACCCGGAAGACGACCCGGAACCGUCCCCGACGAAGACAUACUUCUCCUCUCCUGCCUCCGGUUCGUCGGACUCGGGCUCGGUCGUGAACCGCUCGCCUAUCUCGCCCCUGUUUUCGCAGCUUCCUGGCGGGUUCAAGCCGCGGUUCGUGUCCUCGCAGCGCCCGAGCGCGAACGAAGAUGACCCGUUCGUAGGCGCGCAGAGCCAGAGCCAAAGCCAGGGUCAGGGCCUUGUGCGCGGCAGUAGCGGCUUCUUCGGCAUGGGCUACAAUUCUCAGUUUGAUGUCGAGGGACAGGUGGACCGCGUCAGCGAAUUACUGGAGAGGGAUGUCGAUUACAGCGGUUGGCUACGUGAUCUGGAUGACGAGGACGAGCCAGAGGCGCAGACGCAGUCUCAGGCGCAGACCCAGAGCCAGGGUGCGGUUGGGGUGGGAUACUGAUGUAGAAGAGGGUGCUUUCUUCCUUUUUCGCCGGUACUGUCGGAUGUAUG